AUGAUUUCAGUUAGAAAUAUUACCAAAAAUUUUGGCGAGAAGAACGUUUUAAACGGCUUAAACCUUGAGAUUCCACGCGGCGAAACCCUCGUCAUUAUGGGGCGAAGUGGGUCUGGUAAGAGCAUCCUACUCAAAAUUAUCACCGGACUGAUUCCUGCUGAUUCGGGUGAAAUUUGGUUUGAUGGCACAGAAAUCUCAAAACUGAAAGCCAAAAAAAUGAAUGUCCUCCGCCAAAAAAUCGGGAUGUUAUUCCAGUCUGCCGCCCUGUUUGAUUCGAUGACUGUUGCCGAAAAUGUCGCUUUUAUGCUUGAUCAGCAUACAAAUUACAGCAAACAGGAAAUGCGUAAGAUCGUUGAUGAGAAACUUGAACUUGUUGAUUUGGAAGGCGUUCAAGACUUACGACCCGCCGAAUUGAGCGGCGGCAUGCGAAAACGGGUCGGACUCGCCCGCGCACUCGCUUUUAAUCCAGAAGUCAUUUUGUACGAUGAACCCGACAACCGGACUUGA
This is a messenger RNA of Geodia barretti, 507 nucleotides long. NCBI's taxonomy places the organism in Eukaryota, Metazoa, Porifera, Demospongiae, Tetractinellida, Geodiidae. The record is from the annotation of a GenBank genome assembly.